CGCGGCGGUGGGAGAGUGUUUUCCCUGCAUCCAUCACUGUCACCCGCCGAAGCGCAGCCACUUUGAUGUAGGACGGACCUGCCCCCCUGCCUCUGCCCCCAUGUCCAAUAAGAAGAGACCCGGCGUGACACCUGCCUAUAUACAGAGGACGGGAGCAGCAUCCUCAGCGCCGGCCUUUGGAGGGGGGGGAGGGAAAAAAAAAAGCCCCAAGCACAACACAGCCCCCUCAGGUCAGAGCGGGGGGCUCGCUUGCACUAUAAACCCCCCCGGCCCCCCAGACUAUGACUUCCAGUAAAAUUGAGAUGCCAGGGGAGGUGAAGGCAGAUCCCGCAGCUCUGAUGGCAUCUCUGCAUCUGCUGCCUUCUCCCGCUCUCAACCUGGAAAUCAAAUACACCAAGAUUUUUAUCAAUAAUGAGUGGCAAAAUUCUGAAAGUGGGAGAAUAUUCCCAGUAUAUAACCCAGCAACAGGAGAGCAGAUCUGUGAGAUCCAGGAAGCUGACAAGGUUGAUACAGAUAAAGCAGUGAGAGCCGCUCGCCUUGCUUUUUCUCUAGGUUCAGUCUGGAGGAGAAUGGAUGCAUCAGAAAGAGGCCAUCUUUUGGACAAGUUAGCAGACUUAGUCGAAAGAGACAGGGCAAUUCUUGCUACUAUGGAAUCAUUGAACAGUGGCAAACCUUUCCUGCAAGCCUUCUAUGUAGAUCUUCAAGGAGUAAUAAAAACCUUGAGAUAUUAUGCUGGUUGGGCAGACAAAAUCCAUGGAAUGACUAUUCCUGUAGAUGGAGAUUAUUUUACGUUUACAAGACAUGAACCCAUCGGAGUGUGUGGACAGAUCAUCCCUUGGAACUUCCCCCUGCUGAUGUUUGCAUGGAAGAUUGCUCCAGCUCUGUGCUGUGGCAAUACAGUAGUUAUUAAACCAGCAGAACAAACACCACUCAGCGCUCUCUAUAUGGGAGCCCUCAUCAAGGAGGCUGGCUUUCCACCAGGAGUUGUCAAUAUUUUGCCAGGAUUUGGUCCAAUUGUUGGUACAGCAAUAGCAUCUCAUGUUGGCAUUGAUAAAAUUGCUUUCACUGGAUCCACUGAGGUUGGAAAGCUGAUCCAAGAAGCAGCUGGAAGGAGUAAUUUGAAGAGAGUUACGCUGGAGCUGGGUGGGAAAAGCCCAAACAUUAUUUUUGCAGAUGCUGAUUUGGACUAUGCUGUGGAACAAGCUCACCAGGGUGUCUUCUUCAAUCAAGGUCAAUGCUGCACUGCAGGCUCCCGGAUUUAUGUGGAAGAAUCAAUCUAUGAGGAGUUUGUUAGAAGAAGUGUAGAACGUGCAAAGAGGAGAGUAGUAGGGAGUCCUUUUGAUCCAACUACAGAACAAGGUCCACAGAUUGAUAAAAAGCAAUACAACAAAAUCUUGGAACUGAUUCAAAGUGGCAUUACUGAAGGAGCAAAACUCGAAUGUGGGGGUAAAGGUCUAGGAAGAAAAGGCUUCUUUAUUGAACCUACAGUAUUUUCCAACGUAACAGAUGACAUGCGGAUUGCAAAGGAGGAGAUUUUUGGGCCUGUUCAAGAAAUACUGAGAUUUAAAACCAUGGAUGAAGUUAUAGAGAGAGCCAACAAUUCUGAUUUUGGGCUGGUAGCUGCUGUCUUUACAAACGACAUAAACAAGGCCCUGACAGUCUCUUCAGCAAUGCAGGCUGGGACAGUCUGGAUAAAUUGCUACAAUGCCUUAAAUGCCCAAAGUCCUUUUGGAGGAUUCAAAAUGUCUGGCAAUGGGAGAGAGAUGGGUGAAUGUGGAUUGAGAGAAUAUUCUGAAGUUAAAACUGUGACAAUAAAGAUCCCUCAGAAGAAUUCGUAAAAUGAUGAAAGACAAGGUUGUGUGGAAGAGCACGUCAUGCCACCCUCUCUAUUCCUUAUGGGGACCAGCACUCAGGAAUAAAAAGUGUUACACAAUAUAUAUUUAAGAAAUUAAGUUGCAACAUAUAUAUCAGGCACAUAAUCGCAUAAGUAAUGCAAACCAACUCUGCAUGCUUUCAUAAAACUCUUUAUGUCUUUAGUAAACAAACCAUAGAAACCAUACAAACAAGAGAUAAAGUUGCUAUUGGGCAUCAUUUAAUAAUGGUUCUACCUGUAAAACUAUUAAAUGCAAAUGCAUGCACACACACAUUUAUCUCUUCAUUAAAUAAACAGAAUAAGUCUUACUGCUUUCAAGUUGCCUUUUCAAGGCCUGCCUUGUGCUGACAUUCUUGUUUCAUACAGGGCUUCACAAGCUGAAUUUUACCCCAAACGCUAGCAGUGAGCAACAUAACCAAGUACCAUUGUUAUUCUUAAAAUCAAAAGAAAAAAAAAAAUUGUGAACUGUAACCAGCCAGAAAUUGGUAUAUUGGUAUAUUGGCAACUUUUCAAUUAGCACACUCGCAUAAAGAGGUCAAACUGGGGCAGGAACUAAAUCAUUGUAUGCAUAAUGAAAUCCAAAUACUUACUGGUGAGAUUUGGCUUUCAGACUCACAGCUUUUAGGUUUCCAAACUUAUUUUAAUAAUUAUUUUAUGCCUUGCUUAUUAUAAGCAAAAAUCCUCCCUUAAAAGACUUAAAGAGACUUAAAAAGUUUUACCUGCCUGCAAAAAGAGCAUGGCCAGGCAGGGUGGAAGGGUGCUAAGGAGAACAGGAACAGAUCUGAAGGCUUCACAGAGUAUUUCAGCUUUCACUGCUCACCUAGUUUUGUUGUUGUUAUUACUGUUGUUGUUCUCACUUUUUUUUUCCUUUUUAAAGAAGCAUAGGCACACACAGACUGUGUAACUUUGUCUGCCAGUAAACUGUCCAUGAUUACAGCACGUUUCCACUUUUACCAGUGGGAAAUUGUUACGUAUUCAUUACACAAGGAAGUAUCCAGCAAAAACCCACCUGACAAGCAAGUUAGCUUGACUUUAUUUGCUUAUCAAAUGAUGGCUUGCCAUCCUCACCAUGCUUGUGAGCCUGAGCUGAGUUUACCUGCUGGUACUAUAUCUUCUCAAUGAUGUCUGCUCUUUUAUUGACCCAGCACAAAAAUAAGAGCGAGCUCUUUUAAGAGUCAGAUGUUUAAAAUCACUGUCACACCAUUCCCUGCUGCCUACAGAAGCUCUUCUGAAUUGCAGCUAACAAACUAAACAUCAUCUUCUCUUUCUUCUUUCCAGCUGCAGAAUUCACUGAAUCCUCAGACUUUUUAAAAAAGGUUUUGCUUUAACUUAGAAUUAAGAAAAUUUAUUUUAAAAGUAUAGUAGAUCAGAUGAUUUACUGUAGCUACAUUAUGUGGAGUGCAAGAACAAAAUUAUAGACUCAUAUGUAACAGUUUUCCUAGCUGCAGACUCUAUACUACAAACCAUUGAAAACUCCAGACCUGAUUCGGCAAGUGAUUUCUGCACGUUCUUAACUUUCUUUACCCUCUGAGGAAUUUCUCUUAGCCCUUAAGUUAAGUGUGUCCUUAAAUAUAUUGCUGAAUCAGGGCAAGAUUAUGCAGCACUUUGCAGUGUUGUGGCCCUCCAGUCAACAUUUUGUAUUGAUAACUCAUGUCAGUCUGUGUGUGUGUUUUUAAAGCAAUAUGUAUACAUGAUGUUAUUCAGAAAUCAUAGUACAUUCACAGACAUAGAGAUGAGUCAAAAUAUUCCUGAGUUGUUAAAUGCGAAUGCCAUAUACUCCUACUGUAGUGUAUGUCAGAGUUAAAAAAAAGAAAAAGAAAAACAAAAAAUACAGCAAAUAAGAAAUUAGUUAUCUUUUUAACUGCAAUAUAAUCUGUGAAAAAGGAGAUUUUCUUUCCUCCUAUUUACUUAAAAACAAAACUUUCUGUGCUAGCAUCAUUUACACUGUGUACUCUUUUGUAUUCUUUUUGUGUGUUUUGUAUGUCUGUGUGUUAUUCCCAGUACUUUCAGGUAAAUAAUAUAGAGUUGCCAUUUUUUUUUCAAUCUUUUCACUGCAGCUCCAUUUGAUGUACAUGGACUUGUGAAAUCCUUUUUUAAUGUACCAUCUGCAUGGAUCCAACAAAACAUUUUUCCAGUCCCUGCAGCUUUUUGUUACAGUUUUUAAUCAUGUAUAUAGUUAUAUGUUAUUAAAAAAGUAAAAGGAUAUUUUCUAUGAAGUUUUUUCCAUUAAAAAGGUUUAGAGAAAGACUUUACAGACUGUGAGACUCCUUUGUUGUUGACAGAGCUAUAAAAAUAUUAAAAAAAAUAUUUUCUUAGCAAAAAAA
Molecule: messenger RNA, 4197 nt
Organism: Dromaius novaehollandiae (emu)
Lineage: Eukaryota; Metazoa; Chordata; Aves; Casuariiformes; Dromaiidae
Gene: ALDH1A2
Product: aldehyde dehydrogenase 1 family member A2
Exons: 14
Coding region: 282-1838 (518 amino acids)
Molecular function (GO): aldehyde dehydrogenase (NAD+) activity
Source: RefSeq, a predicted model, not a curated record